Molecule: messenger RNA, 909 nt
Organism: Diabrotica balteata
Lineage: Eukaryota; Metazoa; Arthropoda; Insecta; Coleoptera; Chrysomelidae
Source: the annotation of a GenBank genome assembly
AUGAUUUCAAAGAAGUUGUCAAAUGGCUACGAAAUGCCGGGAUUGGCGUUUGGGACUUGGAUUUUACCCGAUGAAAAAGAAUUUGAAACAGCUAUAAAUUCAGCUUUAGAAUGUGGCUAUCGCCAUAUCGACACUGCUUACCUCUAUCAAAAUGAAUCGCUACUCGGCAAAAUCCUUAAAAAAUGGUUAACUUCUGGAAAGAUUAAAAGAGACGAACUAUUUAUAACGUCUAAACUACCCAUGUUUGGAAAUAACAAGGACAGAGUUGAAAAAUAUAUAACUAAAUCUUUAGCCGAUUUACAGCUGGACUAUGUAGAUAUGUAUUUGCUCCAUUUUCCUGUGGCGACUGCCGAUGGAACUUUCGAAACACCUAUUCAGAAAUUAACUGCUGAUGACACCAAUCACUAUACACUUUGGCAAAAGAUGCAAGAGCAAGUCGAAUUAGGCCGAACGAGAGCUAUUGGAUUAUCUAAUUUUAACCGAAAACAAAUUGAAAAUAUUCUCACAUUUUGCCGAAUUCCCCCAUCUUGUCUACAAAUAGAAACGCACCUAUUUUUACAGCAAAAAGAAUUAGUAAGUUUUUGCCAAAAAAAUAAAAUAGUUGUAACUGGAUAUGCUCCAAUUGGUACGCCAGGAAUAAAUAAGUUCUUAACAUCUAUAGGGCAAGAUGAGAAAAUGUUACCUAAUGGAUUAGAUCACCCCCUUAUUAAGUCAGUUGCUGAAAAAUAUAAUAAAUCUGCUAGCCAAGUUAUGUUGAGGUAUUUGAUUGAAAGAGACAUUAUUCCUAUUCCAAAAAGUUGUAACCCGAAAAGGAUUAAAGAAAAUAUUGAAGUUUUCGAUUUUGUACUGUGUUUUGAAGAUAUGGAGCAAUUAGAAACAUUAGAUAUGGGAGAACAAGGGUGGCCAUGA